Messenger RNA from Cercocebus atys (sooty mangabey), 1871 nucleotides. RefSeq names its product AP-3 complex subunit sigma-2. Gene Ontology annotation, biological process: negative regulation of actin nucleation; intracellular protein transport; Golgi to vacuole transport. Bases 151 to 1335 code for a protein of 394 amino acids. Gene Ontology annotation, cellular component: intracellular membrane-bounded organelle; membrane coat; AP-3 adaptor complex. The record is from RefSeq and is a predicted model, not a curated record. Lineage: Eukaryota; Metazoa; Chordata; Mammalia; Primates; Cercopithecidae. The transcript has 10 exons.
CGCCGAGGAACGCCGGAGGGCCGGGCCGCGCCAUUCCCGGAUCCGCCGGCUGGGAAUCGCUGGUCCCCAGCGCGUCCUGCAGCGCUUCCCGCGCCGCGCCCCCAGCCCGGUGCGCCGGCUCUGUGCGCGGGUGCCUGGGCGGUCGGGAGAAUGAGCCGCAUCUACCACGACGGCGCGCUUCGGAACAAGGCGGUGCAGAGCGUCCGGCUACCAGGGGCCUGGGACCCCUCCGCCCACCAGGGGGGAGAUGGUGUCCUGCUGGAGGGAGAACUGAUCGAUGUAUCUCGGCACAGCAUCUUGGACGCUCAUGGCAGGAAGGAGCGCUACUAUGUGCUGUAUAUCCGGCCCGGUCACAUCCAUCGCCGUAAAUUCGACGCCAAGGGAAAUGAAAUCGAGCCCAACUUCAGCGCCACCAGGAAGGUGAACACGGGCUUCCUCAUGUCAUCCUACAAGGUGGAAGCCAAGGGGAACACUGACAGGCUCACGCCCGAGGCGCUGAAGGGGCUGGUCAACAAGCCAGAGCUGCUGGCACUGACAGAGAGCCUCACCCCUGACCACACAGUGGCGUUCUGGAUGCCCGAGUCGGAGAUGGAGGCAAUGGAGCUCGAGCUGGGGGCCGGGGUACGGCUGAAGACUCGGGGCGAUGGCCCCUUCCUGGAUUCACUGGCCAAACUUGAGGCUGGAACAGUGACAAAGUGUAAUUUCGCUGGUGAUGGAAAGACAGGGGCAUCCUGGACAGACAACAUCAUGGCCCAAAAGUGUUCGGAGAGGGCUGCAGCGGAGAUCCGAGAGCAGGGGGACGGGGCAGAGGACGAGGAGUGGCCAGAAGAAAUUCAACAGCAGAUUGUUCGAGAGACUUUCCAUUUAGUCCUCAAGCGGGAUGACAACAUCUGUAACUUCUUGGAGGGUGGAAGUUUGAUUGGUGGCUCUGACUACAAACUGAUCUACCGACACUAUGCUACCCUCUACUUUGUAUUUUGUGUGGAUUCCUCAGAGAGUGAACUUGGAAUCUUGGACCUCAUCCAGGUUUUUGUGGAAACUCUGGAUAAGUGUUUCGAAAAUGUGUGUGAAUUGGAUUUGAUCUUCCAUAUGGAUAAGGUGCACUACAUCCUCCAGGAGGUGGUUAUGGGUGGGAUGGUGUUGGAAACAAACAUGAAUGAAAUCGUGGCUCAGAUUGAAGCUCAAAACAGGCUGGAGAAAUCCGAGGGUGGCCUUUCAGCAGCCCCUGCGCGGGCUGUGUCUGCUGUGAAAAACAUCAACCUGCCAGAGAUUCCUCGGAACAUCAACAUUGGCGAUCUCAACAUCAAAGUUCCCAACCUGUCCCAGUUUGUCUGAGGGUCAAGGAUUGGGCUGAAAUAGAGUCCUUAAGACAAGCAAAGACAAGCACGUCUGGAAACAGAACCCAUUUUGAGCCAUAGAAGAGUCAAGCCUCAGGACCUGGAACCUUUGUGUCUGGGGAAGACUGUUUGGCAUGGAAUGGGGAAGGGAUUCCUAUUGACACUGCUUGGGUGUGCCCAGUUCUCACAUGUGCAGCCAUGCCGUUCUCUGAUGCACACGGCCGCUGCAGAUGUGAGGGGCCCUGCCUUCCUCAGCAGGGAGUCAGCAUGCCCAAGCCACUCGCACCUUUACCUUACACACGGACACUCCCAAGGGUUAGGGACUGCAUUGAGCAGACCUACCUGCUUCCCAGAACCUCCUCACUAGGGCUGAGCACCUUCUCUGACUGGAGUCUUCAUCCUUAGCACCACAGACUUCUGAGGUCCCAUGGCCUUUACUUGCUGCUGAGGUGUCAUAGGUAGAAAUGGGCUGGCCCUUCAGAUUUGGGGGUGUGGUGAGUGGCAAGUAAGGGCAGAAUUUUAGAAGAACCAGAG